AUGGUGGAAAACAAUACUGACCGCCUAGCUGGGUUCAUCUCUUUUGGAUGUUUGCUCUUCGUGAUAAGUGCAGUGGCUUUUGUGGCUAAGCUUCACUCGGACAUUGUUUCCAUUACAAGGCAGGCAGAAGAGGAACUACCAAAGUUCAACAACGUCCAUGAGGAACUAUGGAAAGAAGCUCUUAAGUUGGUGGACAAAUAUGGGAGAAAUAUCGAGAAGAGAGACGUAGUAUAUCGGAACCAAGCAAGCCAGAACAUUUAUCCUAACCAGCGUCAUGUGCCAGAUCAUAUAGCAAGGGGGGGAAAACGUCAUAUUACGCCAUCGUCACUACAAUUAUCCAAAGCGUUCCAACGAUCAUAUGUUCCUCAGCAGAUCUAUCAACAAGUUGCACGACAGUUCUAUCAACAACAACCUUAUACUGACAGUAGUGCGGGGCAAUGCAACUGUCCUGGGGGCCCUGCCGGUCCUCCUGGACCUAAUGGAUACAAUGGAGGUACUUUGUUGAGAUAUGAGAAGAUGAGUCAAACGAUUCACCAAAAAAAAAUAAGCAAGAUGAAAACCCUCUAA
Strongylus vulgaris is the source of this 567-nucleotide messenger RNA. Lineage: Eukaryota; Metazoa; Nematoda; Chromadorea; Rhabditida; Strongylidae. The record is from the annotation of a GenBank genome assembly.